Molecule: messenger RNA, 10988 nt
Organism: Sycon ciliatum
Lineage: Eukaryota; Metazoa; Porifera; Calcarea; Leucosolenida; Sycettidae
Exons: 40
Coding region: 362-9952 (3196 amino acids)
Molecular function (GO): calcium ion binding; protein binding
Source: RefSeq, a predicted model, not a curated record
CACAUUGCAGUCGUCUUUAUUCUGAUGCUCGACAUCGUUGAAAGCUUCUAAUUCACACUACUGCUCGUGUCGCCCGGGACCCUUGCGCUCUAUCCUUGUCGGGUAUCUCUGAAAAUUGAUAUGAAUGUAACGUGUAGAAAUUCUGUCCCUUUUGUUGGUGCCAAACUUUGCACAUUUCUGAAGACCGUUCUUUGAAGUACACCUACCAUUGUCGUUGCACGAGAGAAAGUUGUUUCAAUUCUCGUUCUCGCGGUCCCACUCUCCGCCUGAAGACCGUUUCUGUCAAAGCAGACUUAUAGAGCUUUUCGCCCAGGCCUCGAGCUAUCUGGGCGGAAUUGUGGAUGCGGUACCGGUGGCUGACAUGGCGAAGCGUUGCCAAUGUACAAACCAGGCAGCGUCGAAGUGUUGCCGAAGCGUAAUGCAGAAGGCGUUCUCCUCCCUGGUAUCUCUGUGUGUUGUGCUGGUGAUGCUGCAAGAAGCUCGCGCCACUACUGGACAAUGUAUACUCGUCCCAGGCACGGUUAACUGCAACGGCCUGGGUUUGAGGGCAGUGCCAAACGUCACCAAUAUUACGACGAAACAUUACAAUUUCCUUGUAUCUCAAUGGGAGAUGAAAAACAACCUUAUUCAAAUUAUCAAUCAGGAGAGUUUUAGCCAUCCAUCAUACAGUUCAAUUUUGAAUCUAGAUUUGAGCCAUAACCGAAUUCGCUAUAUACCAUCCAACACAUUUAGUGGAUUUAAUUCUCUUUAUACUCUGAAUUUGAAGCACAACGCAAUUCGCCAGAUACGUUCUGAUGCAUUCGCUGGAACAACACUUACUGAUACUGUGAUACUCAGCUACAAUAGGAUAUUUCGUCUGGGACCAGGAGUUGUAUCUUCAGAUAAAUUUCGGCAAUUAUAUCUGAAACACAACUCGCUGGAGUUUUUCGAUCCAAAAGUGUUUUCAAAUGUACCAAAAUACCAAUUAUUAUAUUUGGCGGGUAACCCCAAGCCUCAACAAGAUCAACUUCAACUGUUCUGCACUCUGUUAGAUUCUGGGACAUCACGCCACGCAUCACUCCACGUUUAUCCGCCUCUCCCUCUUCAAACGGGAAACUGCUCUGCAUCUUGCUCUACAAAAAGCACAAUGUGUCCAAGAGGCAAUACCUGCAAUGGAACAUUAAGGGAUUACAGAUGCGUCCCUCCAGCAGGAGGUCCAUUCUCUUGCUCUCUCAAAGGACAUGCUUUUCUUAAUCCUUUUCCAUGGAUGUUGGCGUUCACAUACGUGGACGCAAUGGAUGCUUGUUUGGAGUUUGAUGCCGAACUACCCUUGCCACAUUUUGCAGAGUGUGUGCGAUCCUUCCAUUCACAUAUCGGGGAACAGCGAGCAGCAUGGAUGCGGACUCCUGCUGGCUCACUUCCUCGAGCAAGUGAUGGGAAAACCCAUUCGGAUUGGGAUGAGCUGGCUGUUGUCUGCCUCAAACGAGAAUGCCCUCUCUUUCCGGUUUCAAAGGGCAUCGUAUCAUACGCCAAUGGUAGACGCUUGGGCUCUGUAGCCACAAUUCGCUGUGAAACUGGUGCGAUUUCUGCAUCUUUGUUUUCCACGUGUGUGGAGCAGGACAAUGUUGGCCUUUUCUGGAACAGCUCUUUAUAUUGCGCGUCAGGUUGUCCACGGAUUAAUAUUACCGGUGGUACAGUGACUUACAACGAUGAAACUCGCUUCGGCUCUGUGGCACAUUUCGACUGUGGCAAAACGAUGAGCCUGGCAGGCCCAGCCAAGUCUGCAGUGUGCGUCGGAGAUCCGUCAGCGGCUGACUUUGCUAAGUGGAAUGCCACUAACAGGUGCAUAGGUUGUCCACGGAUUAAUAUUACUGGUGGCACAGUGACAUACAGCGAUGAAACUCGCAUUGACUCAGUGGCGCAUUUCGCAUGUGGAGCAAAGCUGAUGUUAUCAGUUCCAGCAGCGUCUGCAGUGUGCGUCGCAGAUCCGUCGGUGGCUGACUUUGCUAAGUGGAAUGACACUAACAAGUGCAUAGACUUGGAUGAAUGCCUUAGCAACAAGACGCACAGCUGCAGCGCAGACAGUGCCUGCUUCAAGACUGCCGGCUCCUACGAGUGCUGCCCUCUAGGCCAGAGCUGGCAGGCCACAUCUUGUUCUGCAAUCAAAGACUACUGCCCAGAGGCGCAACAAUUAAAUGGUCAAGUGACAGGCACGAGUCGAAGCAGAGGCGGCACUGUUCAGGUAACCUGCAAUAAGGGAUUCUUCUCAGCUUCCAGUGGAUCGACACUCGCAUGCGAAGCAUUUGAAAAGAGCGCUGGGAAGUGGAAUGGCUCAGUGACAUGUGUAGGUGAACAUAAAUGCAGCGAUGUCUCGCUGAAGGUCUUCAGGACGAGCACUCGAGGCGACGUGACAUUUGACGCAGCCAAGGCUGAGUGCCGUAAACACUUUGCCCAGCUUCCAACGACCGACUACUCGCCCUGUUUGGCCAGCUACCAGGCGGCGGCGCAGGACAAACGGCCCAUGUGGAUCGGUGACGCUCAUCCGCAGUACACUGGCUCCACCCCAUCGCUUUCAGAUGGCUCUACACCGACCGGUUUUCACCCGUUUGUGUGCAUGGCUACUUACCAGUAUCUCUGUUCUAGCUCAGCCACAAAGUUCCUAACACCGAGAACACCACAGUCGUUUGCCAACUACACUCAGGCGGAACAGACAUGUGCCGAGAUGGGAGCUCAUCUACCAGAUGAAACCGAGCAUUUGUGCGUGGUCGAUUUUCUUCUUGAAAAUAAGGACACUCGAGGGGCUUGGCUUCGAGACAUGCCUAUGUUGGGUCAAGCAUUGGCUGUGAAUGGCAAUCAUAUGGUGGCCACAGUACAGGCAGAUGACAGUCGGUCUGUGAUCUGUGAAACAUUGGUUCCAUCGGACUAUUGCCCUUAUCUCUACGUUACCCACGGUAACACAUCAUACCCCACAGGAAGGUGGUUCGGUGCCAAGGCAACUAUAGACUGCGAAGAAGGAUAUGUACUGUCAUCGAACAGUUCGGUCGUUUGUGUGAACAGCAGCGAGUCCGCCGGAAAUUGGGCCCAUGUCCCUCAAUGUGAGAAAAACCUGACCUACUGUCCACUGUUCGGCAACAUAACAAACGGCCAAAUUGUGUACUCGAAGGAUCGUGCCAUGGAGUCGCUUGCCAUGGCUCAGUGUCAUGGUGGGUAUGUUGCAAUGCCCGGACCUACACUUGUGUGUCAGACACUGGCAAAGGGUGUGGGCGCGUGGGACGCCACCGCUACGUGCAUACGUAAAUCAAACUACUGCCCAGUGCCAAUCAUCCAGAAUGGCCUGUUCACACUGGCAAAGCAACGAUAUGUCUUUGAUGUCGGCACGGUGUCCUGUAACCAAGGCUACGUUGUCGAUACCAGCAUAGUCUCAGUGUGUAUUGUACACACACAGGCAUCAGGGUAUUGGCAAAAUUUGCCUCGAUGUAUUGUCAUUCCAAACUACUGCCCAGAGUUGCGGCCAGGUUCAGGAGUGUUCACUAGUACCAACCGAAGCAUCAACGGCAUCGGUAACGUGAAGUGCUUCCGUCGAUUCUUUGCCCCUCGCGGAAACACUCUCAAGUGUCUCGUACUUAAUGACACAGUGGGUAAAUGGAAUGCCUCUGGAAGCUGCAUCGACGAAUACUUGUGCGCUGGAACCCUGUUCAAGAUGGUGUUGCCGUGGGAGCACGGGGCCAAGGCCUACGACGCAGCCGCUGCGCAGUGCUCCAUGCUUGGUGGCCAGCUCCCGACCAAGGCCAACAGGGAUUGUGCUCUUCGUUUCUUGGCAUUCUUUCCUGCGUGGGGUGCAUCGUGGCUCCGUGGUACACAGGUUUACUUGUCUGUGUAUACCAGGGCUGAUCUGACGAACAACCAAUGGCUGCGGACUAGUGAGAAGGCUGACAUUGUGUGCCAAGUCAAAUUUGCAUACACAUGCGGAAAGACGAGCUCAAAGCUAAUCACACCACGUGCCCUCCAAUCAGUGGACACCUAUGCCAUGGCCGAGUCAUUGUGCGAUGCUAUAAGCGCCCACUUGCCAGACAAGAAUGAAGUGUCAUGCGUCAACAACUUUCUAAAAGAAAAUGCUGAUACUGAGCAAGUGUGGCUCAGGGAUACGUCACAUGCUGACAAGGCCUUCGUCACAAGCACUGCAGGAUUACCGUUCACUCUGCCGACCAAUUUGCGCAACAGGAUUGUCUGCGAAGAGCUGGACCCGCUCAAGAUCGACUACUGCCCAUGGCUGUACCUCGACAAUGGCAGAGUGGUCUACUCUCGUGGACGCAUCAGGGGCGCACUGGCACAGAUCUCGUGCUACGAGGGGUUCUCCCUUGUGGGCCCGGCUUCGAUUCAGUGCUUGAAGAGCACCAACUUCAACGGUGUAUGGAGUAAUCGUCCCGUUUGCCCAGUCAAUCAAGGCUACUGUCCACUGCAUGGCACGGUAGCAAACGGCCUCAUUUCCUACUCGCCCACCAUGCACCGAGCCAUGAACUCCGUGGCCACCCUGAGCUGCGAGGACGGCUACCAGGCCAGGCAUGGACUGAAGCUGGCUUGCGUUACGCUGCGGAAGAACGUUGGAAUGUGGAACGUGACUGCAGCCUGCGACAAAAUUCCCAAGUACUGCACGCCGUUCAGCGUUAUCGACGGGACCCUAGCACCCACGGUGGCAACGGAAGUUGACGACGUGCUGCGUCUUCAGUGCCACCUAGGGUUUGCGAGAGCAGGUGAUGAGAAAGUCUCCUGUUUGACCUUGAACCAGGCGAUUGGCCGUUGGAGUGGAACGCCCGUGUGUAACGUGAUAUCUCCGUACUGCCCUGCGCUGACAUCGCCUAAUGGCCAGUUCACUGCCAACGGAGGUGGGCGCAUCGGCGAGCGAGAAACGCUGCUGUGUGAUGCGGCGUAUAAGCCCUCUACCGCCGACGCCACGUACCAAUGCGGGCCCGGAACUGCUGCAGCUGGAAAGUGGAGUGGCUCGGCGCUUUGUACCAAAAUCACGGGUUAUUGCUCGAGUGUUGCUGUACUGCACGGAUCACUGGCGUAUACCGGACAGAGACGGAUCGGCGACACCUUGCAGCUCACCUGCAAUGAAGGAUACAUACCUGCCCACGGGGUGGUCAUGUUUCACUGCAAGCGUGACACGGCCAACACAGGAGUCUGGAAUGCUACAGCGCGAUGCAUCGUUGAUACAGGCUAUUGCAGUCGCCAUGGUGACGUACAGCACGGCCAGGUGCACUACCACAACAGCAGCGCUCGGCACCGCGGCUCGGCGGCCAACUUGACCUGUCGCCACGGUUACGUGGCGCGUGACGGCUCCGUGCUGUGGUGCAUCACGCAGGGCCCAGGCCAAGGACAGUGGAAUGCAACUGCGCACUGUGAGAAGAUCAGCGAGUACUGCCCAGUUCUGAGUGUUGCCUACGCCACCCUGAAUGACAGCACCAUUCAGAGCCUGGACGCUGUAGUCACGGUGACGUGUCACCAUGGCUACGUGGCAAUGAACGGCAUGGCGGUCAAAUGCAUUGUGCGUGACACUGCCUCUGGACGUUGGAACGUAACUGUGAAAUGCGAAAAGAGGGAUGGCUAUUGUCCCAAGCUUUCAGUGCCCAGUGGCUCACUGGUGUUGAGUGGUGCAAGGCGCAUCAAUGACACUGCCCAACUGGUGUGUGUCGAGGGAUACGUUCCUGCAGGCGGGCACACUAGUUUCACGUGCUUGCAGGAUGCUGUCAGUGUGGGAAACUGGAAUGGUCGGCCUAACUGUGUGGAAAACACCACCUACUGUCGAGAGCAUGGCCCUAUUGCGCACGGACGAGUGAAGUACACGAGUGCUAGGACGCUGGGCAGCGCAGCACAGGUCCAGUGCGAUCUCGGAUACCAGCCGCUCACGACAACGCUCACCUGCCUCGUCCUGGUGCCGGGCGCAGGACAGUGGGACAAGGCUGCUCAGUGCGAACGCAUUCCAUCAUACUGCGCUUUGCCAACAAUCGACAAUGGCCAUGUCAUCGACUCCACUCAGGUGCUGAUUGGAGAUGUUCUGGUGUUCAACUGUAGCCAUGGUUAUGUGAGCCUCAACGGCACAAGGGCGCUAUGUGAGCCCUCGAAUGCUACCGCCGGCGAAUGGAACGUGUCGACAGCGUGCGAAGCCAUACCAAGCUACUGUCCUCCUCUGGCCGUUACAAACGGAGUGCUCAAUUUCAAGCAGGACAAUUUCACGCAGAGCAAUUUCACGCAGAGCAAUUUCACGCAGAGCAAUUUCACGCAGAACAAUUUCACGCAGAGCAAUUUCACACAGAGCAAUUUCACGCGGAACAAUUUCUCGCAGAGCAAUUUCACGCAGAGCAAUUUCACGCGGAGCAAUUUCACGCAGAGCAAUUUCACGCGGAACAAUUUCACGCAGAGCAAUUUCACGCGGAACAAUUUCACGCAGAGCAAUUUCACACAGAGCAAUUUCACGCGGAGCAAUUUCACGCAGAGCAAUUUCACACGGAACAAUUUCACGCAGAGCAAUUUCACGCAGAGCAAUUUCACGCAGAGCAAUUUCACACAGAGCAAUUUCACGCGGAGCAAUUUCACGCGGAGCAAUUUCACACGGAGCAAUUUCACGCGGAGCGAUUUCACGCGAAACAAUUUCACGCAGAGCAAUUUCACGCAGAGUAAUUUCACGCAGAGCAAUUUCACGCAGAGCAAUUUCAUGCAGAGCAAUUUCCCGCAGAGUAAUUUCCCGCAGAGUAUCGGUUCCAACGCUUCUCUGGCAUGUGAACCAGGCUACGUGGGUCCAGACGGCAAGACAGAGUUCUUGUGCGAAGCGUCCAAUGCAACAAUGGGCGCAUGGAGUGCGGAGCCAUCGUGCAAGUUGUUCCUGGGCUACUGUCCUGAAGUCAACCUCACUCACGGCGUCGUGGUGUAUGAACCGGGCCGUACGCUAGGAUCCGUUGCAUGGCUCACUUGCUUCGAGGGCUACAGGACAGUGAGCGGCUCCAGCUUCCUCUGCUUAACGUCGAGUCAGUCAACGGGCAACUGGAACGGUAGCAUUGAAUGCAGGCCGUAUUGCACUGCCGGGCAUGUGGAGCGAGGAGACUUGAAGUACGCGACUGGUGGUAACUCCGCCAACGGAUCCAAGGCUAUCCUCACCUGCCACGCUGGGUACAUGGCCCGGGACGACAGGACGGAGACCGACUGCGUGCCACUCGGCCGCUUUAAGUCUCACUGGUCAGGCGAUCUGGCGUGUAUACCCAUCCCUCGCUAUUGCACGCCCAUCAACACCGUCUUCGGCACAUACACAUACAGCACAAGCACUCUGCGUGUGGAGACGGUCGCCUCACUCUCAUGCAGACCAGGUUACUUGCCUGGCAACGUCACGCAGUUCCGUUGCCAGGUCAACAAGACCAGAGAAGGCUAUUGGACCGGUUCUGGAAAGUGUUCAGUGAAUGAAAACUAUUGCCAGGACCUGGAAACGCAGCAUGGCGCUAUACGCUACUCUUACAAGACCCGCCUGGGCUCCGUGGCAACAUUCAAAUGUCACCAUGGCUACGCGCAGGAGGCGAGUGUAACCUGCGAGUAUGUUACCCAGCAAGCCGGACGGUGGACCUCAGCCAUUGACUGUGAUCUGAAACCAGCCUACUGCAACAGCAGCUAUCGUGUCACCAACGGCUACUUUGAGUUCACAGAGGGAACCACUCUGCAUAGCGUAACCGAGCUGAAAUGCAUCGCGGGCUAUGCACUGUCAGACGAUAAUACUUAUAACUGCACGGCUGUGGAUGCACAGCAUGGCGCUUGGCAAGGAAACGGACAGUGUAAAUGGAUUGAGCCAGGAGAGCUGAACAUCGGUUUCAGCAUCGCAAUCCCCUCUGUGAUCGCUCUGUUGGCCAUUCAUGGACUAGUUCUGCUCAUCCACCGCUGUCUGCACCAGCCCACUGCUCUCCUGAAGGACCACCAGAAGGAGGGGUUUUCCCCAGCGGUGGGCGCGCCGGCUGGGGACGGUGCCAACCCGUCCACCGCGCCGCAGUCCGAAUGGGAGGAAUCGUACGCGGCUCCGGCCGUGGAUGGCCGUUCCCCUCACUUAGGUGCCCGGGCAAUUCACAACCACUCCCAGCAUCGCGCUGUUGGUCCAGAGCCUAGCGUCGACGAGAUGUAUUCAGACGAGCCGGUUAUCAGGCGCCACAGCAACCAACCAGCUCCACAGCAGUUCAGUCAGUCUAACCGUGCCGUUGGGCGCGUGGAGAGUGCCGAGGAAAUGUACACCGAUGAACUGCUGGGCCCCAUUGCACGCAACAGAGCAGGCUCGCAGCUUUCCGUGAGGUCACAUCAUAGUGCACGGUCGAUGGAAGUUGCUGAGGAGAUGUACUCUGAUGAACCGCUAGGUCCAAUUGCACGCAACAGGGCAGAUUCACGCCUGUCUGUCCGUUCGUUCCAUAGCGGCAGGUCAAUCGGUGGUCCUGAGGAAUUGUACUCGGAUGAACCGAUAGCUCACAACUUCCGCAAACGAGCAGAUUCACGGCUGUCUAUCCGUUCACACCAGAGUGGCAGGUCCGUAGGGGGCCCUGAGGAACUGUACUCCGAUGAACCAAUGGCUCACAACUUCCGCAACCGGACAGAUUCACGAAUAUCUAUCAAUUCGCACCGUAGUGGCAGGUCAGUCGGUGGCUCUGAGGAACUGUAUUCAGAUAGACCAAUAGCUCACAACUUCCGCCAGAGAGCAGAUUCACGAUUAUCUACCCAUUCACACCAUAGCCAGAGGUCAGUCGGUGGUCCCGAGGAACUAUACUCAGAUGGACCGAUUUCUCACAACUUCCGCCAGCGAGCAGAUUCGCGACUGUCUAUCCACUCUAACCAUAGCAUCAACACAGUGAACGGUGCGGAGGAAUUCUUGAACACGGGGGCACCGAUGGCUCAACACUUCCGAAACCGUUCAGAUUCGCGACUGUCUACCGGCUCACGCCACAGCAUAAUGACAGUGGACGGCGGUGCAGGAUCCUACACAAAUGCAGCAAUGGCUCGCCGGAUCCAAAACCAAGCAGAUUCAAGACAGCCCGCACCGAUGGCUCAACAUUUCCGAAACCGUUCAGAUUCGCGACUGUCUACCGGCUCACGCCACAGCAUAAUGACAGUGGACGGCGGUGCAGGAUCCUACACAAAUGCAGCAAUGGCUCGCCGGAUCCAAAACCAAGCAGAUUCAAGACAGCCCGCACCGAUGGCUCAACACUUCCGAAACCGUUCAGAUUCGCGACUGUCUACCGGCUCACGCCACAGCAUAAUGACAGUGGACGGCGGUGCAGGAUCCUACACAAAUGCAGCGAUGGCUCGCCGGAUCCGAAACCAAGCAGAUUCAAGACAGCCCGCCCCUCGAACCUAUACCAACUGGAACAUGUGUGGUGGUGGUGGUGAUGAGGAGACGCUGAACCAAGGCGGUCACCCUCGCCCUCCUAGUCCAUGCAUGUCCACUCAUUCCAUUAGAUCAAUGACAAUGGGGCAUGUGACGGAGAGCAGGCAUUCACAGCUGCCACCCAAUCAACGACCUCCCCACCAGUCACGGCCCCCGUCUCCCAGCCACUCACAUCACACUUUUGCUGGGUCAGUGGAUUGCAACGAAGGUGCGUACUCGGAGCUUCCGCUGAAUACGUACCCCAAUCGUCGCCCAUCAGGCUCACCGGCCGCCAAUCGUUCCCGCCAGCCUGUAGAAUGGUUUGAUGAUCCCAAGGACGCCUACUCGCAAGAACCAUUAACUGGACGGCCGCCUCACGCGCGCAAUCCCCCAGCAGCGGUGCCAAGCUUGACCAACUCGACUCACCGGGUCGUCGCCGAGGAAGACAGCCUCGAUCAAAUGUCCAAAUGGCCCGCAAAGUUCCGCAGCAGAGCGUCAACCGCACAAACGCCCAAGCCUGGCUUGGGCUGGGGCAGCAAAGUAAAGGAAGGAAAACGUCUUGGCCAACAAGAUUCGGACGGCUGGAGCUGAGCACUGACUUGUAGCUUAGUGGACGAGCAUCAGCUGCAAAAAAACUGGCUAGGGCAGCAAGAUCAAGGAAGGAAAACGUCUUGCUCAACAAGAUUCGGACGGCUGCAGCUGAGUACUGACUUGUAUAGUAGCUUCGUGGACAGAAGGAGAUCAGAACGAGGAAAACUGUGCACCGGUGCGCGCGUAGCUGUGUUGUCAGUGUUACAUGUGCACCUGCUGGGCUGGUUUAUUUGAUCACUUCGCCAGAAUGAACAGGCCUUGCUGCCUUCUUGCCUGGGUCAAGUGAAUUAGUCCAAGCCGCCACAGAACGACAAAGAACCUCUAUGCCAUGGCUGACCUGCCUCUCCGUCUUGUGUGGCAACUUCACAGGGAGAGCUUGUUGCCCAACAAGUCGCCGCUGCUGCAACCAGCAGCAUUGCCAUCGCCAAUGCAAGCAUGUGGAUAAUACUAAUAAUAUCUUUGGAUGUGUGUGUGUCACACACCCGCAAGCAUGUGAAUAAGACCUCAGGCUCGCUGUUCGACCUUGUGUGUAUUUCAAAAGUAUUUUGGUUUACUAGCAUAUAUAUAAUAGUGGUUGUUGGUACAUACCGGUAUGCCAGGUGCAUAUAUAAUAAUUAUAUUGAUCCCGGUGGCCAGGAGCAGACCCCAGCACACACAAGCAAUAUACUCUAUCUAGCAUGCACAUACGCAGUAGGUCCACAGCCAGCGUCAAUACAGCAAGGCUGCAAAAGCCACUGGAUGGGUGCAUGGCAUACGUAUGCACGCCUGGUGCUGAACGGUGUUCUAGCUGGAAUCCUAGUUUGAAUCCUGUACAAACUAAUCCCUCUUUGUCUCUGCUGCUCUCUCUCUGUAUUGCUUUCUCAGCCUCUAAUUUUCAAGCCUUUCUUUUCUCGCAUUCAUCGACACUAGGAGUAGUACAUUGAUGUGAUGAGCAGGCACAAGCGACAGCUAUUGAUUUUCGAAUUUAUCUUUCUCACAAGAGAUCUAUAUACAUCAUUCUAUAACAUUCUCUGAAAAAAUUUAAUCCAGCUAACUC